Messenger RNA from Fukomys damarensis (Damara mole-rat), 753 nucleotides. Its product is annotated as A disintegrin and metalloproteinase with thrombospondin motifs 12. The coding region runs from base 217 to 753 and encodes 178 amino acids. The record is from RefSeq and is a predicted model, not a curated record. Lineage: Eukaryota; Metazoa; Chordata; Mammalia; Rodentia; Bathyergidae. The transcript has 2 exons.
CUGGUUCACUCCCCUUUCAGGAGGAGGGAGGGGGGAAAGGUAGCUAGCCCCUUUCUACUGGGGGAAAAAAAAGCAGAAGGGAGAUUGAGUUCUGCAGCUUUCCCUCCUGCUCCGGGACCAUGCACCCUUAUAUUGACCUGCACCACAGGCAGGGACUUGACUUCUGGAGCUGAGGUCUGAAACUUUGUGACUUUUCUUCUCCUCAACAACUGAAUCAUGCCAUGUGCGCAGAGGAGCUGGCUUGCAAACCUCUCUGUGGUGGCUCAGCUCCUCAACUUCGGGGCACUUUGCGAUGGCAGACAGCCUCAGCCAGGCCCGGUCCGCUUCCCCGACCAGAGGCAAGAGCAUUUUAUGAAGGCCCUGCCAGAAUAUCAUGUGGUGGCUCCUGUCCGAGUAGAUUCUAGUGGGCAUUUCCUGUCCUAUGGCUUGAACCAUCCUGUCACCAGUAUCAGGAAGAAAAGAGGUUUGGAUGUCUCAGAGAACAGGGUAUACUACAGAAUUUCACACGAAGAGAAGGACCUGUUUUUUAACCUGACAGUCAAUCGAGGAUUCCUUUCCAACAGCUAUAUCGUGGAGAAGCGAUAUGGGAACCUUUCCCGUGUUAACAUGGUGGCUUCCUCGGGCUCUCCUUGCCAUCUCAGGGGCACAGUUCAGCAGUACAGUGCUGCCAUCGGAACUGCAGUACUCAGUGCCUGCCACGGACUGGUGAGUGCUUGGGCUGAUCACUUUCUUCCUCUGCUCCGGGCCCUUUGA